AUGGUGUUCAUCGUAAAGAUACCCGGUCGCUCGCGCGCAAACACCCCGGAGCCCGCAACCGCAACCGCAACCGCCUCCACCCCGUCCGACCAGCAGCCGUCCGCACCGCCGCUCGCGGACAUCGCCAUGGACACUCCGCCUCGAGCAGCUCCUCCUAUGUCCAUCCCUGUGCAGCCGACGCAAGAUGUGACGGCUGCGUCAUUAGCGUCUUCAAGCGCGCAAGUGGCAGCACAGCCAUCAGCCGCGGCCUCGGUCGCUUCGGGGGCUCCUAGCGCUGCACAGCUCGACAUCCUCCUCGCACCUGCCGUGCUCAAUCACAGAUACGUGCGCGGUGUCGACAAGAGCCUCAUUGUAGAGCGUCCAGAGCGUAUCCGCGCCGUCCUACUCGGCAUCGCAACUGCUAUCGGCAAGUCCACCACCGACGACCACCCCGCUAUACCCUCGCUACCCUCCACAUACCCCGCCGCCGCACCCGGCCCGGCAGUCUCGGACGAUGACGAUCUCGUCGCACGCCUCGGAUCGCUCUCGAUGCAGGCCAAACCGGACAACCCGCAGCAGCACCCACCUCCCAGAUUUCGGGUCCUCCAUUCGACGGCGUCGGUACCCCUCAAUCCGCCCCACCCGGCAGUGGCGUACACCCAUGCCCACGCAGACGAGCUCGUCGCCGUCCUCGAGUCCGCCUACGACCUCGCGAAACAGCGACGCAGAGACGCUCACACCGCUCAGGUCAAGCACGAAGCACGCGAGGACACGCCAACGCCCGCACAGCCGCAGCCAGAACAAACCACCUCCAUGGCCGCACCCCAGCAGACGUCACACGCUGCCUACCUCGAGCGUCUCUGCAGCCGAGCUCCCAACCACCCGCCAGUGUCACAAGUCAAGCAUCAACACUCUUCGCCCACGAAGCAUCCGCCCGAAGAUAGCGAGGCGUACACAUCGAGCGACGGUGAAGGCGACGAGGCCAUGCAUGCGUCCGAAGUGCCCGAACAUCUGCCCCAGGGCGACCUCUACCUCGCCGGCCCCUCGCAACCCGAUUCCAGCGACGGCGGAUCGGCGCAAGCCAUCCAGCACGCCAUGGGUGCCUGCUGUGAGGCCGUCGACCGCGUAGUUGCCGCCGCCACCGCUUCCACCACCACGACUCCGCUGCGCGAGAUUCGGCACGACCAGGCACUGCCGCACACGACCUCAGACGCGCAUCCAGCACCAGUACCAGCACCCGCUGCCAAGCGCGCAUUUGUCCUUUCGCGUCCGCCGGGCCACCACUGCUCCGGCUCGACACCGCAGGGCUUCUGCUGGGUGAACAAUGCGGUGGUCGCGUCGGCGCACGCCUACCUCACGCACGGUAUCGACCGCGUCGUAGUAUUCGAUAUUGACCUGCACCACGGCAACGGCACGCAGAAUCUGGCGUGGCGCAUCAACGCCGAUGCGAACAAGCGCGACGACGAGCGUGCGGAGCGCAUUGCCAGUCUGCGCGCAGCGGCUCUCGAGCGCGCGCGGCAGGCGCUCGGCACCGGCACGGGGCGCGCACAUGCCAGCCGCGUGGCCAAAGUUGCGCUGUCCGAGCAGGACGAGGUGGAAAUUAGAAAGCAGGCGGGUCCGAGGGCGAUGCGGAUAUUCUACAGCUCGCUGCACGACAUCGAGUCGUUUCCCUGCGAGGACGGCGAUGCGAGCAUGAUCAAGGACGCAAGCACGUGUGUCGAGGGCGCACACGGACAGUGGAUCUGGAACGUUCAUUUGGACCACUACCGCAGCGAAGCCGAAUUCAAGCGGCUGUACACAGACAAGUACGCGAUCCUGUUCAACAAAGCCACCCGGUUCCUGCAAGCUACAUCGGCCACGCCUCAGUCUACACUCGUGUUGAUCUCGGCAGGUUUCGACGCGUGCGCAUACGAGUAUCCGGGCAUGCAGCGACACGGCAAGCACGUGCCACCUUCGUUCUACCACACGUUUGCACGCGAUGCGGUUCGGUUCGCCGACACUUACGCGCACGGCAAGCUGAUUUCGGUCCUCGAGGGCGGUUACAGCGACCGUGCGCUGUGCUCGGCCGCCCUUGCGCACGUAACCGGUCUAUCUGCCGAAGGGACAGCAGAUCCCGAGGUAGAGGCGGAGUUUUGGAAGCUCGAUAAUCUGGUGGCGGUGGAGAAGGUGGCGAAAAAGAUGGCUGCACAUGCUGCAGCAGCGGGUGGGGGUGGGGUGGGGGUGAAUCUCACGCCCAAGAGGAGGCAGGCGGAAUUGGUGCCUUGGCUGGCACGCACCUCGCGCGCCUUUGCCGCGUUCGAACAGGCGUGUGGCAAGCUCAACGUCGUUCCGCUGACGGCUACGGGCAGGGCGAGUACGGUGCCUAGUGCGGUGAAUAGUCCGGGUGUCGUGGCGGGUAGGACUCUGCGCGAUCGUGGCGCACUCAAGACGCGUGGGGAUGCCACGCCGCAGUCGAAAAAGAGCCCGAACAAGUCGCCCACCAAGCCUCGCGUGGCCGCCUCGCAUGCAGAAGUUACGCCGGUCAAGAUCGAAGGCACUGCGAUGGAUCUGGAUACUUCGACACCAACCAAGCCCCGCGCAGCACAGGACAGUAGCCCUGCUGAGACUACCGCGACGGUGGGUGGGUUGACACCGACCAAGCCUGCGCCGAUCAUUACUGGGGCUGAGGGAGUGGCGCGCGCGGGCGCGGUGGACAUCUCCUCGUUCCUAGCCACAUCGUCGACGCCGCAAUCGCCCGUGCUCUCGGCUGCGCCCGUAACGCUCGUCGACGCCCUGUCGCCCACACACAUCCACGACGCCAACUCGACGCACUCGAUCAUCCCGCUCGACUACCUCGACCAGGACGCUCCCGGAUCGCCCGAUCCCACCCUAGACACCGUCGACUAUUUCCCCCCACAAAUUCACCCCCAACCAGACUGGACAUAG
This is a messenger RNA of Moesziomyces antarcticus, 2904 nucleotides long. RefSeq names its product arginase/deacetylase. The coding region runs from base 1 to 2904 and encodes 967 amino acids. Gene Ontology annotation, cellular component: nucleus. Lineage: Eukaryota; Fungi; Basidiomycota; Ustilaginomycetes; Ustilaginales; Ustilaginaceae. The transcript has 2 exons. The record is from RefSeq and is a predicted model, not a curated record. Gene Ontology annotation, molecular function: histone deacetylase activity.